CAUAAGGAAGACGGGGAGAUCAGAGAGAGGCAUCGAAGUACUAACGAACGAGGAACACUUUCCCCAUCCUUAUUCUCUCCUCAUCUCAAAUCUGUAUCUUUAUAUCCUCAUCUCCUGCUGGAUUUUGAAACUUGUAUCUAAUAUUCUGUGAGUUGUAUCCGAAUUGAGAGUAGAUCUAUAUCGUGGUUCCUAUCACGCCGCGAUCCAGAUCUUGUCCCGGCGGAUGGUCCGGCCAUGGAUUAACGGUGACAUGCCGCCGCCGCCAGAGGACAUCCAGCUGACGCCGUGGGACCUCCGGCUCCUCACCCUCGGUUACAUGCAAAAGGGGAUCCUUCUUCCCAAGCCCCCCGUCAGCAAUGGCGAGAGGCUCGUGGACACACUGGCGUCGUCCCUGUCCCAGGCCCUGGGCUGGUACUACCACUUCGCGGGCCGGCUCGCCGUCGGGGCCCACGGCGACGGGAACAUCACCAUCCCGCUACGCUGCACGGGCGAAGGCGCCAAGCUCGUCCAUGCCGCGGCGCCCGCCGUGGCCGUCACCAUCGCCGGCUCGCUCUACACUCCUUCCUCGGUGCUCUCUGAGUUUUUCCCUUUCAACGGGGUGCUCAACGUGGACGCGUCCAUGGAUCCGCCGCUCCCCGUGCUGUCGGCCCAGGUCACGGAGCUCGCCGACGGCGUCUUCGUCGCCAUGUCCAUGAACCACUCCGUCGGCAAUGGCACCAUUUUCUGGGAGCUCUUCAACGCCUAGUCCGAGAUCAACCGAGGCGAAGGAGACGAGAACAAUGCAGAAAUGAUCUCCUCCAGGAAGGCUCGCCCGAAGGCUUGCUGCGCGGCCGGGGACGUCAUGGGCAGAGGGCUCGGGUGGGCCGCGUGGCAGCUGAACCGCGGAGU
Brachypodium distachyon (stiff brome) is the source of this 888-nucleotide messenger RNA. RefSeq lists its product as uncharacterized. The record is from RefSeq and is a predicted model, not a curated record. The transcript has a single exon. The coding region runs from base 224 to 745 and encodes 173 amino acids. NCBI's taxonomy places the organism in Eukaryota, Viridiplantae, Streptophyta, Magnoliopsida, Poales, Poaceae.